This is a messenger RNA of Phoenix dactylifera (date palm), 1141 nucleotides long. NCBI's taxonomy places the organism in Eukaryota, Viridiplantae, Streptophyta, Magnoliopsida, Arecales, Arecaceae. The record is from RefSeq and is a predicted model, not a curated record.
AAAUUUUCACAUCAUCUUUUUGCAGGCUGUGGGCAUAGUUGCAGCUGUUGGUGAUUCAGUCCAUAUAAAAGUUGGCACUCCUGUCGCUCUUAUGACUUUUGGAAGUUAUGCUGAGUUCACAAUGGUUCCUGCAAAACAUCUUCUUCCUGUACCUAAACCAGGUCCCGAGGUUGUAGCAAUGCUAACAUCAGGUUUGACAGCUUCAAUUGCUCUAGAAAAGGCAGGACAAAUGGAAUCUGGAGAAGUAGUUUUAGUUACAGCAGCAGCUGGUGGGACCGGACAGUUUGCAGUUCAGCUUGCAAAAUUGGCGGGAAACAAGGUGGUUGCAACAUGUGGAGGUGAAAAAAAAGCCGCACUUUUGAGGUCUUUAGGAGUUGAUCGUGUUAUAGAUUAUAAGAAGGAAAAUAUAAAAGCCGUGUUAAAGAAAGAAUUUCCAAAAGGUGUUGAUAUCGUAUAUGAAUCUGUUGGUGGAGAAAUGUUUGAUCUAUCCUUAAAUGCUCUAGCAGUUUAUGGACGACUUAUUAUAAUUGGAAUGAUCUCUCAGUAUCAGGGAGAACAUGGAUGGAAACCAUUGCCAUAUGCAGGGCUUUGUGAAAAGAUUCUUGCAAAAAGCCAAACAGUGGCUGGCUUUUUUCUGGUUCAGUAUGCUCAUUUGUGGCAAGAACAUCUCGACAGGCUUUUUGAUCUCUACUCUUCAGGAAAACUUAAGGUAGCAGUGGAUCCCAAGAAAUUUUUGGGUCUUGGUUCCGUAGCAGAUGCAGUAGAGUAUCUCCAUUCUGGUGAUAGCCUUGGCAAGGUUGUUGUGUGCGUUGAUCCGGCAUUCAAUCAGAAAUCAGCAAAGCUAUAAGUGAUGAGUAUUAUCAUCUGUCAAAUGUUAAGCAAGCAGCAUUAAUAUUGUUUGGUAUCUCCUCAAAUAGUUACAGACCUGUCCUCCAUAUUGAUCAAAAUAUUUCAGGAAAACAUUGAUCUGGAAUCGGUCUAUCAAGGUAAGAAAUUAAUUGCUACAGGGUGUUUGGAGCUCAAGUUGGAAUAAGAACUCAAAUGUGAAUGAACAACAAACAACUAUAAGAUGCCUGGUGUUAAACAUAUAGCAAUAAAGUGAUUAUUUUCCUCAAGCAAUAUCAGUGACCCUUCAGAUUUU